AAAAAAAAGAGAGGACCGUUGGGAGAUAAGAAUUUAGAUGAAUUUUCAAACUCACAAGAGAACUCGUGGGAGUAUUCAAAUAAUAAUUUCAAGGAUAUUCAAAAAAUUAAAAUGUUCUCAAUAACACGUGAGGUAUACAUGGAAGAACUAUCAGUGUUCCUAGAAUUAAUGGAGUAUUCCAGAGUGAGAGAUGAUUAAUGGUGAAAUAUCAUGAAUUCCCUCCCAACAAGUAUCAACCCCUGAAGCCCCGGCUAACCCUGACUGACGUUUGGCGUUUGUGCUUAGGAGGGAAUGAUUCAGCAAGUACCGUGCAAGGUAUUCGUGGGACGCUGUACAGAAGACCUAACAGCGGACGAUCUUCGCGACUACUUCUCAAAAUUUGGUGAAGUUACGGAUGUAUUCAUCCCGAAGCCCUUCCGUGCAUUCUCAUUCGUAACAUUCUUAGAUCCCGAAGUUGCCCAAUCACUUUGCGGUGAGGAUCACAUAAUAAAGGGAAUAUCAGUGCACGUAUCAAAUGCAGCACCAAAAUCCGAGGGUAAUAACCGCAAUUUCAACAACCAAAUGAAUUCAAAUAUGCGCGGAAGAGGAAUGCCAGGGCCAAUAGACAAUAAUAUGCAGGGAAAUUACCAGGGAAAUCGUUACAUGGGCCACUCAGGCAACAACAUGGGUCCAAACGGUUGGAACAAUCCCGGCAAUCGUGGUAAUCUCGAUAUGCCAAAUUUACAAGCACUCGGCAUAACCGGACAGAAUAACGGAGGUGGUGGUGGUGGUGGUAUGUCAAAUCCAUUAGCAAUGGGUGGAAUUAAUCUAUCAGCACUGCCAGUCAAUCCAGCACUAGUUGCUGCUGCACUCAAUCAAGCAUCAUGGGGACUGAUUGGUAAUCUACAGAAUCAGGGCAACGAUCAGGGAUAUUCAAAUCAGCCAGGACCACCAGGACAACCACCAUCCGGCAACAACAGCAUCGGUAACAGUGGUAAUUCUGGUUUCCUCAGCUGGAUGAAUCAAGGAGGAGGUGAUGGAAACACGGGAAAUCCAGGAUCUGGUGGACCUGGACCCAACAAUCCUAAUGCAAGUCAGGGGGCCUGGCAAAAUCAUCCAGGACAACGAGACGGAAAGACCAACACCUUCCUGAAGUACGAGUAAAUGGAUAACGAGUCUAUUGAUUGAGGGGAUCGUUUGAAUAACUGGUUUGGGUGAUUAUCGAUUAUUACGAGACACAUAUGAUUGAUCAUUGACGUGACGAGGGGAGUAAUCCGACGAACCUCGUCACAUUUAAUCCCUCGAUUAUUAUCUAAUCGCUUUAUUUCCUUACACAUUGACUAUUUACUUUCACCCGCAAUAUUCAAAUUCCUAGAUUAAUCACCCACCAAAUAAAAAAUCAACAUUGAUAAUGCAAUCGAAGGGGGAAUCAACGCAAAUAAAAUCUAGAUAAAACUGAUGGUUAACGAAAUAUUCGAAUGAUAUGAUGAAAAUUUUUAACACGAUAAUAGUUGUAAUAUGGUGCAUUGAAAAAAAAAAACAAAAAACGAUUAACUAAACUUAAGCCAAGAUAUGGGUGGAGAGAGUCAAAUGAGUGGUGAAUGUGCAUUAGAAUUUUUUCCUUAUCGUUAACGUUUUUUUCUCUCUCUCUCUCUAUCUCUCUCUCUCUCUCUCUUCUUUUUGAAAAAUUAUUUUCACGGGAGAUAUUGUAAUUAUUCUAAUGUCUAGAGCGGCGUAUAUGUGCUUGGAAUUCAUUGCAGUGUGUUUAAUAUUUAAAUAAUAAUGAGGUAUGUAUCGGUGUAAUGUGGAUUUAAAAAAAGAAAAGAAGAAGAUAACACUUUGAGUAAGUAGAAACCCUUUCACAAAUGAAUGAGGUGGGAUAAUUGAUAAUGGAUGAUAGUUACUGAUUAACUGGCUGACGAGGAUAAUGUGAAUUUGUGAGGGGGAUGGAGAUUAGAUGAUCAAUAUCCGCGAGGGUCGAUAUAAGAUUGAUUAUAUUAUAGUUGUUUAUCAGUUUGUGAGUGUAUUCGUAUCAUUGAAUUAUUAACAAAGAAAAUAUGGUUAAUAAAUAAAGGUAACAUGAAUUUAGAUAAUGACCCACUCGUGGUGAAAAAAAAAAAAUUAUUGUAAGUAUAUGGAUUAAUAUGCGCUUAGCUGAUAGUUAUUUCAUCAAUGAGAGCUUAAGUAAUCGUUGUAUACAUGCUUUUUCAAGGAAUGUUGCAUGGUUUCCCUCCUGGGUCGCUCGGAUGUCUGAGAUUUUUUUUUUUUUUCUCGUUUUCUUUAAAAAUGCUGAAGGCAAUUAUCGUGGAAAUGUAAAAACGUGAGAGAUGAUUUUUAUUCUCACUGUCAAUGUGAUUAUCUCAGCGGGGGUGGAUCUAGUGAGAAACUUCGUAGGAGCUUUUUUGUGGAGAAUUUAAUCCCCUCGAUAAAAGUUCCUCUGACCUCUUCUCCCAGAUCCACCAUUUUUGAGAUACGCAAUGGACAAUGUCAACACUACCAAUAUUUCGAGGAUAAAGAAAAACUGAUUAUUAUUGUGUCUCACGUUUUCAUUUUUCUCCUGAUAGAAUCGAUCAAUUUUCGAUGAUAAUGACGACAUUCAUCAUCAAUAUUCACCCAUAGAUUAUUUAUUAUUAACCCAUAAACAAUUGCAAUAUUACAAAUCACAAGAAAACCGAUGAAGACUAAAUUCUCCAUUGUUCACAAUUUUAGAUUUGAAAUAAAUAAAUAAAAAAUGAUCUAGAGAGAAAGGAGGGGGUAGAAUGACUAAACUUGAAUCGAUGAAUGCAUAAAUAAUUGGUACAGUUAAUCGAGUAACUGAAUAGAUUAAAAUAAUUAAAAUCUGAUUUGUAACCACGAAACUUUCUCUCGUAGGUACUUAGCGUGAAUUACACAGUUGUACGACUAUUUGUGUAUGAAUAUUUUACACUGGUGCGCUGAUGUGUAAAUUUAAAAAAGAAAGGUAAAAAAAAAAGUAAGAAGUUUAAUAUUAAAAAUUGAGUCAGAGAUAACAGUAAUGAUACUAAUUCAUUAACAAAUUCGAAAGAGUAUACCGAUGAAUUUUAAACAGAACUAAAUAAAUGGAGUUGAUUGAUUUCAUUCGUUGUGUGGGAUAAAAACAUAAUUAAUUAUAUAUUUAUACACGGUUUAUUUGAAUUGAAUGGUUUGCAAGUGGUAGGUAAUCGAGAGUGAAUUCAGUGAAUUAUUUUUUUUUUACAAUGGAUUGAACGUUUCCUUCGUCUUGCAAUUUUCUGGGCAAAUUUUAUUACAAUUUUCCCAGUGACAAUUGCAAAAAAAAAAACGAAACCGAAACUGAGAUAUUUAAACCAAUAAUAGUUGUGUCAAAUGGGGUUGUUGAUGGAAAAUAAAAAAAUUUUUUUUCUUGUUCUUUGAAGACAAAAGAUUUAUCGAAUAACAAAGUUUCACUAGAUGACGAGGGUCUCGCAAUUUCUUUAGUCAAUAAAACGUAAAUUAAAAAAAUAUAAUUGAGGGGGAGGAAGUGAAAAAUUUAAGUGAUAAAUAAGUGACAGUAAUAGUUGAAAUAUUAUCAAAAUCAAUGAACGAAGAUAAAGCUGUUACGCAAAUAAUGCCGCAAUUAAUUAUUCACAUACUACUUCAAAUCACUUAUUAUCUGAUUAGUGAAGAGAAUUAACGAGAGAAAAAUAACAACAAAUAUUGACAAAUAAAAAGAAUUCUUAUACGUGAUUGUGUGUGCUGUUUGUAUCUUUAUUUUUUUUUUGUUUUUCAGUUGAGAAGUCAUAGAAAAAUUAUUUCUGUCCACUUAUCAUUCUGUUGCGAGGUAAUAAACUAGAAUAAGUGUAUUCGUUUCAACGUCAGUUUUUAGUCGAUAUCUGGGGAUCGAUGGACGAUAACGAUAUUUUCAUAGACACCUUUUUUGUAGCUCUCAACUUUUUCUAUAAAAAAUGUUUAUGCAAAAAACUGGCUAGGUUCCUUCAACACCGAGAUAUUGGCUAAAAACUGACAUUGAAAAACAAAAUAAACUUAUUCUAGUUGACCACCUAGCUACUGCAUUCAUCCAGCAAUUUUUCAAAACUCGAAUGGAUUCUAUCGAAUUUAAAGUGCGGCAUAUUUUGGCGAUCAUCACUGGUUCCAGGGAUGACAUUUUUGAGGAAUAUUUGGGAUUUUUACUCAUUUCCAUGGGCUCAUUGCUAGCAUCGUCCUUCUAUUUAUUUUAUUAUCCAUUCAAAAGGGAAACGGGUGGACGUUUUUUGCAAAUAUCUCGAGAACCCUAAAAUCUACAAAAAAAUAUAAGAUAACAUUUUUCCCAGGCAAUAAAAUUACCCACAAAAAUGUAUCAUAACAUUUUUUGGCAGAACCAUUAAUUCUCGAGAUAUUUGCUCCACAAACCUAUACCCCAGUCCACCCACAACUACCCAUUAAAAUUCUAUCCAAAGUAUUAUUUAUUAACUAUUCUGGAAGCGAAAGAAAUUGAGUAUUCAAAUGGUGACUGAUGUGUUAUUACUCAUGAUGACUGAAGAUUCAUUAGUGGACCGAUUGGAUUGAAUUAACGAACGUGAAUAAUGUGAGUAUGAAUCGGUUGAAUGUAUUUGUUAAUGGUCGUCUCAGAACUACAGAAGCGAGUUUGUCUGAUUAAAAAGUAAAACCUCUCAUUGAAAAAUAAAGUGAAUGCCAAUGUACUGAAUUGUAUCUGAAGAGUGGAGAAACGAGUGUUGUAUCACAUUGAGAUGGAUGAAACAGCAGCUCCCACCGGUAUUUUUAAUUAUCACAUUAAUCCCGACUGAUUUGAAAAAAUGCCUGAGUGUUUUAUACCGAAAGAGUGCACGGAGUAAUAACAUUAAAAAAAAAAUAAAUAAAUGAAAAAAUGAAAAAAAUUAUAGGAACAACAACAAGAGUGCUUAUACAUAUAAACGUUCAAACGAAUUUUAAAACAGAACAUGACAGCUGAUAGACAAAGACUGUAGUUUAAGACAACUUUUAACAAACAUUUAGAACCGUUAGGGCGUACUAUUAUGAAUUUCGGUCCCUUCCAAACCGUUUAUACACAAAAAAAAAAAUGAAAAAUGAAACUAUUCAAAAAAAUACACUACACAAGAACGAAUGUGCAAUUUCUAUGGGAAUUCGAUGACGAAGAUCGAUUUUUAUCACUCCUCAAAACCGCAGAAAUACUUUUCUCAAAAGUAAUCGAGAAUUUUUUCACCACACACUAAUGUAUUAAGUCAAUUAGAAUUAGGGAAGAUUAAUUAACAAGAAAAAAAUAAUGAAACAAAAAGUAAUUGUUGCUCAAGAGUUGCCUUGCAAGAGAAUAAAUAAAUAAAUGAUGAUGAAAAAAUGACGAGUGAAGCGAUUUGGAAGUGAUCGGUACGGAAUUUGUAAAUAUCCAUGAUGAAUUUUCAUGUUGAUUAAUAAAAGCCAACUUUUUGAAAGUUUCAUUAAGAAUUUUUCAAUGUAACGUGUCCUACGAGGAGUGAUAUGUGAGUGUGAGGUAACCGUGACAUUAUUAAUAACGAGAUGAAUUAAUGGUGAAAUAUCGAGGGGGAGGACAGCUGGGGGUUAAAUGGACGAUCAAUAUUUCAAGAUUGAUUGUUUAAAAGUGUCAACCUAGUGUGAAAUUGAGAAUAAUUCGAUCUUCGACUAGUUCUAUCGAUUCAAGAGAUUCUGAUGACUAUUUAGCCCCAGGCUGUUUCGCCUUUUUGCCAUAAACGCGAAUAGCGAUGAAUGAACGAGACUGGAGAUUUGAAAAAAAAAAAAAUCUGGUGAUUUUGUGUAAAGGUAUACUGGACUAUUCCCUCUUGUCAUUCGUCCUGAUGAUGAAGCAAAAAAAAA
Molecule: messenger RNA, 5781 nt
Organism: Fopius arisanus
Lineage: Eukaryota; Metazoa; Arthropoda; Insecta; Hymenoptera; Braconidae
Product: TAR DNA-binding protein 43-like
Exons: 1
Coding region: 292-1143 (283 amino acids)
Biological process (GO): regulation of gene expression
Cellular component (GO): chromatin; nucleoplasm
Molecular function (GO): RNA binding
Source: RefSeq, a predicted model, not a curated record